UCCUACAGGAAACUUCACUCUGGAAUCUUUACAGACUGUACCAUGUACCUGCACUGGAUAAUAUUUUCUCUUGCUUUCGUGAGGAUAAACGUGUCAUCAGAAAAAACAGAAGCGAUAUUCUUUUUGAUCUCGUGUGUAGGUUGGGUGAGCGCCGUUGAUAACUGCAGUUAUAUGAGUCUUAUUCAACAUCUUGGCUUGGAUGGUGAUAACGUUCAGAUGAAGUCCAUGAGGCCUGUGUAUAACUGGACAACCCCUACCAAAGCUUUUGUGGACCUGUAUGUGACCUCCAUCACAGAUGUGAAUGAAAAAGCCCAAACCAUUUCAACACAAAUUACAUAUGAAUCUGGAUGGAUCAGUGAAUUUACCAAGUGGAAUGCACGCGACUUUUGUGGGAUCCAAAUGUUAUCGAUUGAAAAAGAUAAGAUGUGGAUUCCAGACAUUGUCUUCACUGAAAGUGUCAAGACAGAGUUUGCAACUACAGAAAAUCCAUACGUAAAGUUGACCAGUUAUGGUUUGAUAGCCAAGUUUGAAACUAUUGCUGUAACCAGCGCUUGUAAGAUUGACUUGCUCAACUUUCCCUAUGAUGUCCAAACCUGCUCUCUGACGAUUCAUUCGCCAAUGCAUCCAGCUUUCGAGCUUACACUUAACUCAUAUUCAAGUGCAUCGUUCCUGACGUCCAGCUCCAAAAAGGCCUUUCAAACUCAGGGAGAGUGGGAACUCCUCAAUAUAAAUAUGUCUAAAGCCAACGCGAGCACUCUACAAUACCCACAGGAUCAGCUGAUAUAUACGAUCACCCUGAAAAGGAGACCUCUACUGUACGUCAUCACCUUCAUAUCACCUGUGUUUUGCUUUCUUGUGUUGGAUGUGGCCUCUUUCUUCAUCGAUGCGGGCGGAGGAGAGAAGCUGAGCUUUAAAGUCACUUUACUUCUGUCCAUUUCUGUGUUGUUGCUCAUUCUUAAUGACAAGCUGCCAUCUACUGCCAAUGAAGUCCCAUGGAUUGGGGUCUAUUGCAUUACGAUUUUCAUUCUCAUUGGCAUCAGCAUUCUGGAGACCAUCUUCGUGAAUUUUUUAAUGGCUAAAGGAGAGCAGAUUCUGAGACCAGAGCCACACUUGGAUUCCACAUCUGCUGUUACUGAUACGGUAAAAGACUUCAACAACCCAUCGGAUUCAGCGUCAGACAGGAAUGAAAACCAGUCUCAUAGCCUUAGUUCUCUGAAGCAGAUCCUCAAGAAGUCUAACAGUGUGACCGAUGAGAAUCGAGUGGAGAGAAGAUGCCUGUACUGGACCAGAGGCGCCCGGAUGAUAAACAUUAUCUUCUUGAUUCUUUACAUCAUCACCAUUAUGGUGCUUCUAGGAAUCAUUUAUAAUGCUUGGUUCAUAAAGUAAAUUCAGCUGCUCUUUAUUGAUGAGAUAACUUUCUACAUGGCUAAAAGAGAUCAUUAAGAAAUAUAGAUUUGUGAGUGUAGUAGAGUAGGCGGGGCGAGACCGUGGUUCGAGUCCGGUGAGUAAUUGUGAAUUAGCGCCAGCUGUGCGCACACCGGGCUCGAAUCACGUAGGAGAUGGGAGCAUAAAAGGAACGAGCGACCGGACCGUCGAGGAGAGAGGACCGGGCCCGAACUUAUGUUAUGUUUGUAUUUAUAUUAUGUUUUGUUCGCCGGCGGUCGUCCGUGAGGGGCCGCCGGCUGUUAUAUUACUUUAUUAAAUGUUUAAAUGU
This is a messenger RNA of Triplophysa dalaica, 1714 nucleotides long. Its product is annotated as 5-hydroxytryptamine receptor 3A-like. Gene Ontology annotation, biological process: chemical synaptic transmission; monoatomic ion transmembrane transport; signal transduction. Lineage: Eukaryota; Metazoa; Chordata; Actinopteri; Cypriniformes; Nemacheilidae. Bases 43 to 1386 code for a protein of 447 amino acids. Gene Ontology annotation, cellular component: neuron projection; synapse; membrane. The transcript is spliced from 9 exons. The record is from RefSeq and is a predicted model, not a curated record. Gene Ontology annotation, molecular function: extracellular ligand-gated monoatomic ion channel activity; neurotransmitter receptor activity; transmembrane signaling receptor activity.